AUGAUAACCGCGGCAAGUGAUCAGUGCUUUAUUAGCUGGCAUACUGACCCAAGCCAAUUUGCUGUUUUCGAUAAUGACGGUGAUGAUGAUGCUGCUGCUGAGGGGGGCACCCUUGCUUUGUGGUUUGGGGACUACAAAGUUCGGGUUUACAAGACCACUUCACAAAAAUUUUCCCUCCAAGGAGAUGAUUGUGCUGCCAAACACGUUCAAGUGGACACCGAAUUGAAUUUUGUGCGUACACCAACUGCACCUGUACAAAUGAAAAUGGAUUUUUAUG
Molecule: messenger RNA, 277 nt
Organism: Opisthorchis viverrini
Lineage: Eukaryota; Metazoa; Platyhelminthes; Trematoda; Opisthorchiida; Opisthorchiidae
Exons: 1
Source: RefSeq, a predicted model, not a curated record